UGUGUCCGCUCCCACUGCCAUCGUACCUGGCUGGCUGGCUUGUGGAGCAGCUCUUCCCUCCAGCUGCUGCUGGGUUGCUGUCCCGGUGGCUGUCGGGGGUGGAUAUGCUGAGCUGAGGGCCUGUUCUGGAGGGCUGCAAAUAGCAGAAGCGAUGGAGAAUGGUUUCUUUUACUCGGAUCCUCAUUCAGUGAAGGGCUUAAGAAGUAUUGUCCAAUACUGGAACCGUACAGCUUCUUGUUGGCGCUGCUCCUUCCUCAAAUGGCCUAAAAAUUGCCACUUAACAGUGUAAUCUGUGCUAUCUGUAGAGGGAAUUGGCGCAUCCACUGAACUUUACAUAUCUUCAGUCAUGCACAAGCCAGCUGCCAGUGUCACUGUCCUGGAGCUGGUUCUGUUGCUUUGCAAAUCCUUCGCGUCUUGUCCUUAACCGUCUGGCACAGGGAACAUGAUGGCUGCGCUACAGGCAGCUCUGAAGAACCCUCCUAUCAACACAAAGAACCAGGCAGUGAAGGAUCGUGCAGAAAGUAUUGUCCUGAAGGUCCUCAUCUCUUUCAAAGCCAACGAUAUUGAGAAGGCGGUGCAGUCGCUGGACAAGAACGGUGUUGACCUGCUAAUGAAGUACAUCUACAAGGGCUUUGAGAGCCCCUCUGACAACAGCAGCGCUGUGCUGCUGCAGUGGCACGAGAAGGCCCUGGCUGCUGGAGGAGUAGGGUCCAUUGUCCGCGUUUUGACUGCCAGGAAAACGGUUUAAAUCCAGCAGCGAGCGGUCGUCUGCCAUCCACGGCAUGGGAGAUGCUGGUGCAAAACCCAACCCACCAAAUGCCAUUGCUGCCCUGGGGGCAGUGCCUGUCUCUCAGCUUGCCUUCUCGCUGCUUCUUUCAUACCUUGACAAAUAACGCAUAUCGUGAUCUCUUUUUUUGUUAAAUUCUGGAAAAUGAUGAAGGUGCAAUUUUAUUUCUAACAGGAAUAUUUGGUACUCGUGAACAUUUCAGUGACAUGUAUGGAGACAUCCACAACUUCACGUUUAGGAUGAUUUGCAUUUGUGUGUAAUUAUGGCAGAUUUUGGACCUGACUUUCCAAGCAAAUGCUGAGGGACUUAGGGCAAUGUCUUAAUUCUUUUCGCUAGCCAUGCAGUGUUCUGAUGCAAGAUCUGUAUUUGAGAAGUGGGGCAGCUAUUAAUAUAGGUAACUGGACCAUGUUUCCUUUGGUCAACCUCUGAACCUACAGCCGUGAUUAGGGCAGAAAGCAAGGGCUCCCUUCCGACCCCGAUUAUCAUUCCAGAGAGCUGAGCAUUUUCCUUAACCUCACAUCUUCACGGCCUCUUCUGGUUCCCCGUGAUCAGUCCAAUGCUGGGGCUGCAGCGGCAAAGUCCCAACGGGAUGAAGUUGUCCAUCAUGCAGUUUGGAUGGUAGAAUUUAAAAGGUUGAUGGUCCAUUUACGCUGGUGCCCAGCCCAGUGAACUCCUUUGUUCUGGGGAGCAAAGAUCCUGAAGAGAAGACGAAAAAAGCAGCUUUCGUACAACAAAUCACGUUUCAGCAACUUGAAAGUGAUUUGAUUUUGUCAAGCACAACGUAGCAGCUGCCUGGGGUAACCUGAUACACCCAUACUGGUAUCCACACCAUCCUUGCAGAGCUCCUGUUUUGUUUCCUAGGAGUGUAGGAUCUUAAAUGAUCCCAGACAGUUCACAUUCCCGUUGGUGCCACAGCCUGUUAGCUAGUGCACAAAUCCUGUUCCAACGUGAAGAAUUAGGAAAGCCCAGGACAUCCCAGACCACAGAUCACCCUUGAAGGUUUAGGGCCAGAACUGAAAUAACAUGUGUUUUACAUUCACCCUUUUACUGCAGUUCAGUUGUGUAAAACUGUUGGGGAAACUUGUGAAAUCUUUGCUGUUUUUUGAUAUCUGCUUUUUUUGUAAUAAUAAUAAAGGCCAGACAAUAAAUCGUCACUGAAUUAUUUA
Messenger RNA from Calidris pugnax (ruff), 1953 nucleotides. RefSeq names its product actin related protein 2/3 complex subunit 5 (gene ARPC5). Gene Ontology annotation, cellular component: cytoplasm; actin cytoskeleton; Arp2/3 protein complex. Lineage: Eukaryota; Metazoa; Chordata; Aves; Charadriiformes; Scolopacidae. The transcript has 3 exons. The record is from RefSeq and is a predicted model, not a curated record. Gene Ontology annotation, molecular function: actin filament binding. Bases 443 to 748 code for a protein of 101 amino acids. Gene Ontology annotation, biological process: regulation of actin filament polymerization; Arp2/3 complex-mediated actin nucleation; cell migration.